Molecule: messenger RNA, 6192 nt
Organism: Prorocentrum cordatum
Lineage: Eukaryota; Dinophyceae; Prorocentrales; Prorocentraceae
Source: the annotation of a GenBank genome assembly
GGUGCUGCUCAGCGUGGACCAGUUCCGCGUGGUCUCUGCGGACCUCACCCACGGAGCGGUCUCUGGCGGCGUCUGCACCGUGGUGGCGUGCGCCCUGCUGGGAGUCCUGCUGUUCGCCGAGCUGGGGGCCUCCCUGAGAGUUAGCUACUCUACGAACGUCGUCAUCGACGACGAGCUUGACGAAUCGCUCAGGAUCGAGUACGACACCUCGGUGUUCGACCUCCCCUGCAAGUACCGGGAAGUGGGCUCGCGGGACAAGUGCGGGAAAGACAGGUUCGUGACCAACAAGUCUUUCACCCAUAGCACUCUGGACCACUGGGGGGGCACCGCGGGCGCCAAGUACACCGAGGCGGAGAUCGCGGUGCUCGAGCAGGCGGACGUGGCCUCGGACAUCGCGGAGGACGAGGCCAAGGAGCUCGACUCGGACUGGUCCGCCAGCAGCGACCACUUCCAGCACAAAGACUUCCAGGCGGCGGCGACCUUCCACGACUACAAGCUGGUGAACUUCUACGCCGAGUGGCGCAGUCACUGCAGGCAGUUUCUCCCAACAUGGAUAGAGGCGUCGGACAAGAUCGGCGAGAAGAUGCACGUCUCCGACGGCGACGGGCGGCAGUCCACGGUGAAAUCCCUGAAGAUGAAUUGCGUGGACUUCCAGGACAACUGCAAGCAGGCCAAGAUAGCAGCCUUCCCGGCCCUGCGGUUUUACAAGCGCCACGGCUCCUUCGAGGUUUUCCAGCAGCAUCGCUCCGUGACGAACAUCGUCAGUUUCUUGACGUCGUCGACUAGAAACAACCACUUGAUCGUCGCCCGUCAUCACAUGAUGUUCAACGAGGGAUGCCGGGUGGCCGACCAGAUCCACGUGCCCCGCGCGCAGGGAUCUCUCCACCUCCAGGCGGAGCCCUUCGGCAAGAUGGACCUGAACCCCGCCAUCACGAACGUGUCGCACCAGGCGUGCGACUACUACUGCUCCGGCUCCUGCACGACGGACUGCGUUCAGCCCACGGGGACGGUAGCCCUGGCGUGCGAGUGUAUGUCCUACCCCGACAGCGGCGAGCACGACAUGUUCAGCGUGACGCCCUGGUCGGCGGCGGGGUACGUGAAGGAGGCGGCGCUGUUGCACACCCGUGACCCGGCCGAGAUCCCCUCCAAAGAAUACGGUGCGGACUACUUGUGUGAGCUCACCAGCGUGUUCCUGACCGACGGAAAGGUUCAGCUGCGCCUCAAGGUGGGCGCGAAGGAUGUCGUGCCCUCGGCCCCCGCCACGGACGACAGCCACACCAUAGUGAUGAGCGCAAGCCAGGACACCUACAGGACAGACAUGAAUCUCGUUUCUUGCGCUACGUGCACCGCCAAUGGCCUUGCUCCCAAGGUCAAGGCUGCCGUCAUCGACGCGUUCGGCAUUCCGCGGGGCUUCAUGACUACGAUCCACGCCAUGACCGCAUCUCAGCCGACCGUGGACGGGGCGUCGCAGAAAGACUGUAGUGGCGGCAGCGCGGAGGUCGAGGAGGUCGGCGGGGAAGUCGAAGAAGAGGUGGCGGACGAGAUCAAGGUCGGGUGCAAGGAGGCCCGCAUCGCCAUGAAGGACCCAGAGACGGAGCUAAAGCUGGAGAACGCGAGUCACGGUGCGGAGCAUCUUGCCUAUCAGAUGAAGCACGGUGCGAUCCACGGCAGGUACGAUGGCACUGUCGAUGUCGACGGGGACUGUCUGGCGAUCAAGGGCAAGCAGAAGGCGCUGUCGCACACCCGUGAUCCGGCAGAGAUCCCCUUCAAGAAGUACGGUGCGGACUACGUCUGUGAGUUCAUCAGCAUGUUCCUGACCGACGGAAAGAUUCAGCUGCACCUCAAGGUAGGCGCGAAGGAUGUCAGGUCCUCGGCCCGGGCCGCGGACAACAGCCACACCAUGGAGAUGGGCGCGAACAAGGACACCUAUAAGACAGAAAGGAAUUGCGUUUCUUGCGCUACGUGCACCACCAAUGCCCUUGCUCCCAAGGUCAAGGCUGUCGUCAUCGACGCGUUCGGCAUUCAGCGGGGCUUCAUGACUACGAUCCACGCCAUGGCCGCAUCUCAGCCGACAGCGGACGGGGCGUCGAAGAAAGACUGUCGUGGUGGCCGCGCGGAGGAGACCCGCAUCGCCACGAAGGACCCAGAGACGGAGCUCAAGCUGAAGAACACGAGUCUCGAUGCGGAGUAUCUUGCCUUUCAGAUGAAGCACGGCUCGAUCCACGGCAGGUACGAUGGCACUGCCGAGGUCGACGGGGACUCCUUGGUGAUCGAUGGCAAGCAAGUGGCGCUGUCGCACACCCGUGAUCCGGCCGAAAUCCCCUUCAAGAAGUACGGUGCGGACUACGUUUGUGAGUCCUCCGGCGUGUUCCUCACCGACAGAAAGAUUCAGCUGCACCCCAAGGCGGACGCGAACAAGGUCGUGUUCUCGGCCCUGGACACGGACGACAGCCACACCGUAGUGGAGGGCGCGAACCAGGACGCUUACAAGACAGACAUGAAUGACGUCUUUUGCGAUUCCAAGGCGGGCAUCAUGCUGGACCCAACCUUCGUGAACCCCGUCGAGGAUGAGGGCGAGGAGGAGGUGGCGGCUGAGGUCAGGGAGGAGACGGACGCUCAAGCGGUAGAGGAGGCGGGGCGGCACGCGCCGGGCGGCUCCAGCGCCAGGAUCGGCGCGCAGCUGCCCGACGAGGUCUGGGGGCCUACAGACACGACGAGCGCACCGCACAACGACGAGCUGCCGGGCUGCGCGUUCGUGAUGGGCGGCCCCCUCUGGUUGCUCGCCCUCGGCGUUCUCGUCGCCGUGGAGGCGAUGCAGGCGGUAAGCGACACCGUCGUCGGCAGGCGUGCCAGCUGCUGGGCUGCUGCGGCACGGGUGGAUUUACGCCACUGCUGGAGCCGACUCGGGCCAUACUGCCGGGCGUCGGCCUACCUCGGGUCGAGCCUCGCCGUGGCCGCCGCCGUGGGGGCCCUAGCGGGGGUUCUACCCAGCGCCCUGGCCUCGACUGCUCAGGCCGGCUCUGCUGCCGCCCCAGCCGCUUGGGCUGUCGGCUGGAAGGCCCUGGGCUUCGACGCGACACUCGGGUACCCGGGCGAGGGCCCCAGCGCGAGUGAGGUGUUCGCCAUCGGCGAGGCCUGGCUCCAGACGCAGGGCGCGGUCCGCGGCGGUUCACGGUUUUGCCAUUGGCACUGCGUGGGAACGCGGUGGCGGCGUUCAGCCAGGCUGCAGGGGGCACACGGGGCUCCUGUGGAGGAGGUCGCACGCGUGCGGGCUCUACUCGGCGAGGCGGCGGCGGCGGAACCCGAAGCUGACCCCGAGGCUUUCCAGCCAGAGGAAACCCCCAAUCCCCCGGCCGCAGCGGCUGCUGGGGACGAGGAGGGCCUCCCGCCUUCCCGGCUGUCCAACAUGACGUGGUGGGACAGCCUGGACGUCCAGCACUCCCUGGGCCACAGGGUUGCCACCAUGCGACGCGUGCCUUCCAACCUCCAGUCUGCUUGGGCCGAAGCCAUGGGCGCGGCGCUCUGGCAGAGCGUGCACGGGAGCAGCCCGCAGGAGCGCGAAAGGGCGUGGAAGAUGGUUAUGUUCGCCCCCCGCCUGGUCUUCGCCGCCACGGGAACGCGCGGCGGGCGCGGAGCUAACGGCAAGCGGGCCGUGCGCAUCCAGCAUGACAUCGCCGCGCGCCUGCAGGCCUUCUGGCGCGGCGAGUGGCAGCAGCUCUGGGCCGCAGCUCACAGGCGGGAGCUCCGGCUGGCACCAACAAGCGGCGAGACUGGCAGCAUCGACCGCCAGGUGCGCCGCGUCCGCGCGAGGCUGGACGAUGGGCAAGUGGCGGGUGCUGUCGCCGCCCUGCGCCAGACCGGCCGCGUGGCCACGGGGAACGGCACGCGCGACCAGCUCCGAGCCCUCUUCCCGGAACAGAACACUUGGCGCCCGGAGCAGCAGCACGCCGCCACAGCUCUUCUCCCAGAUGACACUAGAAACGGGCUCGCAGACGCCAUCCUCGGGGCCUUCAGGAGGGCCCGCUCUGGCCGCGCGCCGGGGCCGGAUGGUAGUCGCAACGAGCACUGGCGUGUGGUUGCCGCCGACGCCGACGCCGCCGCAGCCCUGUCCGACGCCGCCCUCGCGUGGGUGGAAGGCACUACGCCGCACAUUGUGGACGACUGGUUGAACACGGGGACAAUCACAGCGCUCCACAAGCCCGCCGGCGGGGUGCGGCCUCUCACUGUCUUGGCGCCUUUCCGCCGCACUGUCCUCACGGGCUUCGUCGCCUAUACCGCGGAUGCCACGCAGGCGGCUGCUGGUCCGCUCCAGUACGGGCUCGGAGUGCCAGGGGGCGCGGACGUCCAGUUCUGGGCCCUGCAAAGCGCGGUCCAUGACCGACCGGGGCCGUCCUCGCCGCGUUGGGGGCGGCCCUCCCCGAGUACGGCAGCCUGCCUGCUCGCCCGGCUCUACGCGAAGCCCGCGGUGGGGCUCUGGCGCGACGGCGAGGGCGACCUGCACGAGCUGAGCACAGGGGCCGGGGUCUCGCAGGGCUGCCCCCUGAGCCCCGCUGCCUACGCGGCGGCCCUCCACCAGACAACGCUGCAGCACUUCGCCAGCUCUCCGCGCUGCCUGGUCACGGCGUACCUCGACGACGUCGUCGCUGUGGUGCCCGCUGCCGAAGCCGAGCAGUUCAUCCACGACCUCUCUGGGCGGCUGAAUGCCUGGGGGCUCUGUCUGAACGCGACCAAGACGAAGGUGUGGCUUCCCCCGGGCAGCGCCCAAUGCCCCCCGGCGCUGCAAACCUACGUGGUGGACGAGCUCCGCGUGCUAGGCUGCAACCUGACGCACCGCCAGGACGACGACUGGGAGGAGCUGGCGGCAGGCUCAGGAGGCGGCGCCCGGGCUAUGGGCAAGGUUACUGAGGCCUUACGAGCUUUUGGCCAGACCCUCCACCAAGCUGUGACCGCCAGGCUCGGGCUUCAAGAGGCUGGCGCUAUGCUCCGCUGGACAGCACAGGGCCUACCGAAUCACCUCCUGCGCGCGCAGCUCGUGGACCAGCAGGCUGUGCAAGCCUUCGACCGCGUCCUCCGGGACCUCUGGGACGGCCUGCUUGACGAAGCCCAAACGGACAGGGAGUGGGUUCAGGCGUGCCUGCCGCUGCGCGACGGCGGCCUGGCUGCGGGCGCGGCCGAACCCCGGCGAGAGGCCGCGCACGUGGCCGCGUGGUGCGCCGCGGCCCCAAGGGUCGCAGCCGCCCUAGGCAUGGGCAGCGCAGAGGCACUCCUCGCGAGGCAGGCCACAGGCACGCAAGACUUCGCCAACGCAGUGGCAGCGUACAACGCCAAGGUGGGCAACGCGGCGCACCGCCUGCAGGUCUCGCUGGCGCUGGGGGAGAGUAGCAGGCAGAAGGACCUGAUGCGGCCGAUUAUGGACGUUCUCGACGCAAGGGCGAAGGACGGCCUGGACGACCGCACGCUCGGUCGCAUUCAGUCCUGCGGCGGCCCGGGCGCUGGGGCUUUUACGCUGCUGCCGACGGCGCCAGAACACCGGAUGGCCGCCGACUUGUACCGGCUGUCCUUACGGAGGCGCCUAGAUGACUGGGCCGAGGGGGUCGCUUGCGGAGCGUUGCAUGAACUUGAUCAGCACCACGCCAUCGCGUGCGAGACGGGGCCCGCCCGGACACGGCGGCACGAUCGGAUCCGCGACCUGCUCGCCCGCUGGCUGGCCAAGAGGGUCCCUGGCUUGGUGCGGACUGAACAGACGGUGCCACAGUGGACGCGGCGGCGCCGCGACCCGGCGACUGGACUGGACGGGGUGGAGGUGGCGGUGUUAGACGUCAAGUGGGCCGAAAAGGGCGCGUGGCACGUCGUGGACGUGGUGGUCACGAGCCCCGACACCACGCAGCCGCGCGAGGAGCGGGCUAGGGCGGCCCACGGUGGCCUUGCGGCCGAGGACGCGGCGCGUGGAAAGCACCUGCGCUACCCGCCAGGUCCUACGACGCCGCUCCUCACGCCUUUCGCGGUCGAAACCGGCGGCCGGGUGGGCCAGGCGGCCCGGCAGCUGGUCCUCGACCGGCUUGACCGCGCGGAAGGCGAAGCGGGCGCCGCCGCGGACGCUGCUGCCUUCUGGCAGGAACUCUCGGCCACCCUGCAGACCGGGGUGGCCGAGCAGGUCCUGGCCGCGCAUCGGCCCGCUGCCCCGCCAGGGAG